Messenger RNA from Varroa destructor (honeybee mite), 699 nucleotides. RefSeq names its product thioredoxin domain-containing protein 17-like. NCBI's taxonomy places the organism in Eukaryota, Metazoa, Arthropoda, Arachnida, Mesostigmata, Varroidae. Gene Ontology annotation, cellular component: cytosol. The record is from RefSeq and is a predicted model, not a curated record. Gene Ontology annotation, molecular function: protein-disulfide reductase [NAD(P)H] activity.
GAGUGUCCCCAGUGCUUCAAAGCGUAAAAAACAUAGAAGAAUUGAAAACUUCAUCUAAUUUAUUGUGGUAUUUAGGUCACUACCUUGAGGGUUAGUUUGGCAUUACUUUAGUUUAAAAAAACUUGUGCAAGUAAAUGAGUGUCAUUGUAUGUUUUCUGGUGUUUUAGGUGGUGAGCAGUUCUAUAAAUUAAACAACGAGGAAGUACGGCUGCUAAGUAAAAGAACAUCAAUUUUAAGAAUACGAAAGGGAUUAUAAAUACUAAGCAUACGAAGCGUAAGGAGUCGUUGUUUUGCGUAUACGCGCGACGCACGCGCCUCAUGUCUCAGUAAUAUAUCAAGCAGAGCUGAUAUUAUAUCGCCGUCAUGCAGAGGACAGAAGCUGUUAAAGGCCUCGAAGCACUUCGUACAAAGCUGAGUGAAAGAACAAAAGACACAGCUGCAUUUGUUUAUUUCGUUGGAGAUCGGGACUCUGAGACCCAGAUAAGCUGGUGUCCGGACUGCGCUGCUUCGGAUCCCGUGAUAGAAGACGCAGUAAAGUCAGCUAAGCCGAAAGCCACAGCAACUUUUAUCACAUGUGAGGUUGGCGACAAGUUAUUCUGGAAAGAUGAGACCAACGACUUCCGCACCUCAGAGGACCUAAAACUGACAUCUAUUCCCACCCUCCUACGUUUUGGAACUGUAGGCGCUUCUUCCGAUUAA